Messenger RNA from Ricinus communis (castor bean), 1715 nucleotides. Its product is annotated as GABA transporter 1. The coding region runs from base 99 to 1469 and encodes 456 amino acids. Gene Ontology annotation, cellular component: plasma membrane. The transcript has 8 exons. The record is from RefSeq and is a predicted model, not a curated record. Lineage: Eukaryota; Viridiplantae; Streptophyta; Magnoliopsida; Malpighiales; Euphorbiaceae.
AAGAAAGAGCAUAUGUCUUGAAUUCCACUGCAUCUUCUUCUUCUUCUUCCUUUUUUCUCUUCUUCCUAGAGAAGUAGUGAUAGAGAGAGAGAGAAAGAAUGGGCACAGCGGCAGAGAAUGGAGAUAUGGAUGCUAAGGCUCAUGGGCGAGAAGAUUUCAGCGAUCAGAACAAUCUGGAUGCUGGUGCUCGUUUUGUUCUCAAAUCCAAAGGAACAUGGGUCCAUUGUGGAUACCAUUUGACAACUUCAAUUGUGGCGCCACCUCUUCUUAGUCUGCCUUAUGCAUUCACAUUUCUUGGAUGGGGCGGCGGGAUUUCAUGUCUGAUAAUUGGAGCUCUCGUCACUUUCUACUCGUACAAUUUGCUAUCUCUUGUUCUUGAACACCAUGCUCAGUUGGGUCUUCGCCAACUUCGUUUCAGAGACAUGGCUAAUAACAUUUUAGGACCAAGAUGGGGCAGGUAUUUUGUAGGUCCAGUUCAGUUCCUGGUAUGUUAUGGUGCUGUUGUUGCUUCCACACUUCUUGGAGGGCAAUGCAUGAAGGCAAUUUACUUGCUGUCAAAUCCAAAUGGGGCUAUGAAGCUUUAUGAGUUUGUAAUCAUCUUUGGAGGGUUAAUGUUGAUAUUGGCUCAAGUUCCUUCUUUUCACUCUCUAAGGCAUAUUAACUUGAUAUCCUUGAUUCUGUGCCUUGCUUAUAGUGCCUGUGCCACUGGUGGUUCCAUCCAUAUUGGAAGUUCAUCCAACGAACCAAAAGAUUAUUCUCUAAAUAGAGACAGCCAGGACCGGGUUUUCGGAGUCUUUAAUGCCAUUGCUAUCGUUGCUACAACUUAUGGCAAUGGAAUCAUACCAGAAAUUCAGGCAACUAUAGCAGCACCUGUAAAGGGAAAGAUGUUCAAGGGACUGUGCGUGUGUUAUACUGUAGUUGCAGUAACAUUCUUUGCGGUUGGCAUUUCUGGCUACUGGGCAUUUGGUAAUCAAGCUGAAGGACUAAUCCUUAGCAACUUUGUUAGUAAUGGAAAGCCUCUGGUGCCUAAAUGGUUUGUUUUGAUGACCAAUAUUUUCACUAUUCUCCAACUAUCAGCAGUUGCUGUGGUUUACUUGCAGCCAACAAAUGAAGUGCUUGAACGAACAUUUGCAGACCCUGAAAGUGAGGAGUUUUCUGCCCGUAACGUUGUCCCACGAAUUAUCUCAAGGUCAUUGUCAGUCGUCAUAUCAACUACAAUAGCAGCAAUGCUUCCAUUCUUUGGAGACAUCAAUUCAUUAAUUGGAGCCUUCGGUUUCAUGCCUCUGGACUUUAUCUUGCCUGUGGUAUUUUACAACCUCACAUUUAAGCCGUCGAAGAGGAGCCUGGUUUUCUGGUUGAAUAUAACCAUUGCAACUGUUUUCUCAGCAUUGGGUGUUAUAGCAGCAGUUGCAGCAGUCAGACAAAUAAGUCUUGACGGGAACACUUAUCGGUUAUUCGCUAAUGUUUGAUGACAUUUAGAAGCGCCAGUUUUAGAGUUAUUCCUGGGAAACCAGAAUGGGUCUAGUAAUUGCUAAUAGUUUGUUCUAAAGGAAAUAUGAUCCAUAGGCUAAGGUUCUUGCCUUACUUAUAUCCUAAGGAUUAUUUUGUACCAUAUUUUUGGUGAACUUCCUGUAUAUAAACUCAGAUUUCUAAUGAAAGAAAAUUGAGGGAAGUUCUACAGAAAAAAAAUAAAUUUUACAUUUACUUUCUUGUUC